CUGGUUUUAGAGAAAUGUUUGCACCCCACUGUUAGGAGUCAGAGAAACGUCCAUACCGACAUUGACCGUCGCACCUGAAGGACUUGCGUACUUUCUUCCAAAUAAAGAUGAGGCAGUGGUUGUUGUGCGUGUUAGCGCUGACGGUGGUGGUGUCAUGCUCCUCACAGCAGCAGUACGUCAACCGGUACGACAACUUUAACGCGGACUCCAUCAUACAGAAUGAGAGGAUACUACUCGCGUAUUAUAAGUGCGUUAUGGAGAAGGGACCUUGCACUAAGGAUGGCAAGAACUUUAAACGUGUGCUGCCAGAAACUAUAUCAACAGCAUGCGGCCGUUGUUCACCGAAACAAAAGAUUGUUGUCCGCAAACUGCUGUUGGGGAUCAGAGCGAAAAGCGAGCCAAGAUUCUUCGAACUUCUUGAUAAAUACGAUCCCAGUCGGUUGAACAGAGAGGCAUUGUACACAUUUUUAGUGACGGGGAAUUAGUUAUUGACCUUAAUAUAUAAAGUUUAAUUUUAAAUUAUUAAAAUAACUGAGAUAAUUCUUAGUAAUAAGCCUAAAUUAUUUAAAGAUUAUGUUUAAGUACAAAGUGGACUGACUUGAUACUUUCGUUAAUUUUUUAUAAGCAUAAAGAAUAAAAGAAAGUUAUCGAUGAUUCGUUUAUCAAUUUAAUAACAAAUAAAAACAAUUAAUUUCAAGGGAGAUCUUGCAUUUAAAAUUUAAUUUAAUCUUUAUUGUACUUAUUAACGAGUUUGUUGUGUAUAUUUUAAUAACUAUUCGUGAUAUUAAAACAGAUGUCAUAAAUAAUUGUCUAUUAUUAUAACAAACAUAAUUACACGUUAGCGUUAUGUGUAAUUAACAAUAAACUUACGAACACAAAUGGACACAUUUAUGGACAAUUAUCUAGGUAUUACUAAAAAUCCUUCCGAGAAUGUUAUACAAACGUGUACAAUCGCACGCGUAAUUGCAAACUUACUGUUAUUAUUGAUUUAGCAUUAGUAUUUUUUCCCUAACACUUUUAUAUUUUAUUGAACGCGACUGUACACGUUGGGAUCUAUAAAAGGGACAUGAUCUUUUUGUAUCUAAUCAGAUAGAAUUAAUCUAAGUUGCAAGAUGAAGUUGAUCAUAGUAGUUCUGUGUGUUGUCGCUUUGGCAUUUGCUAAAGAUAAAUAUGAAGAUAUUGAGAAUAACUUCAACAUAGAAGAAUUGUUAGGAAACGAUCGUUUGUUAACUGCAUACAUUAAAUGUCUGUUGAACAAAGGCCCUUGUACUCCGGAAGUUAAGAAAAUUAAGGAUAAAAUUCCUGAAGUUCUCGAGACUAAAUGCGACAAAUGCACCGACAAGCAGAAACAGAUAGGCAAAGUGCUCGUGAAACAAGUCCAAAAGACGCAUCCCGAACUGUGGGAUGAGCUCAAGAAACUCUACGACCCACAAGGAAAAUACCAGAAAGAGUUCCAAAUGUUUCUCACUAAUUAAAUCUUGAAAUAAAAAAGGCAGCAAGGAAAAUUCAUAGAUUGUUCAAUAAAGGAAACGAAUAUUUUUC
Messenger RNA from Papilio polytes (common Mormon), 1542 nucleotides. It is a transcript of the gene CSP14, whose product is annotated as ejaculatory bulb-specific protein 3-like. Bases 108 to 485 code for a protein of 125 amino acids. The transcript has 4 exons. NCBI's taxonomy places the organism in Eukaryota, Metazoa, Arthropoda, Insecta, Lepidoptera, Papilionidae. The record is from RefSeq and is a predicted model, not a curated record.